Messenger RNA from Melanotaenia boesemani (Boeseman's rainbowfish), 4226 nucleotides. It is a transcript of the gene mms19, whose product is annotated as MMS19 homolog, cytosolic iron-sulfur assembly component. The coding region runs from base 35 to 3109 and encodes 1024 amino acids. Lineage: Eukaryota; Metazoa; Chordata; Actinopteri; Atheriniformes; Melanotaeniidae. The record is from RefSeq and is a predicted model, not a curated record. Gene Ontology annotation, biological process: iron-sulfur cluster assembly. The transcript is spliced from 31 exons. Gene Ontology annotation, cellular component: MMXD complex; cytosolic [4Fe-4S] assembly targeting complex.
GCAUGCGCAAUCCCAGUGGCGUGUGAGAAGCACGAUGGCUGCGGACAGUACCCUGCUGCUGUCUUUGGUGGAGGAAUUUGUCUCCGGACUACAUGACAGCAAAGCAAAAGAUGCAGCAAAAGGCGUCAAAGAUGGACAGUUUACAAUACUACAGCUAGUCGAAGCACUUGGGCUCAGUCUGACCAGCUCUCAGCCUCAAACCCGAGCCCGAGGAGUCCAGCUUCUCUCUGAAGUUUUACAGGAGAUCUAUGGAGAUCUCACAGAAAGAGAAGUGGAGGUCCUCAUUGCUUUCUAUGAAAACCGCCUCAAGGACCACUAUAUCAUCACGCCGCCUGUUUUACGGGGACUCCAAGCUCUAACAAAAUCUCGGGCAUUGCCUCCUGGCUCCGCAGUGUCAAUGCUGAGGUCCUUGUUUCAAGAUGUCCAUGUACAGUCGCUGAUGCUUGCAGAGAGAGCUUGCGUCUACAACAUGCUUAUCAACCUCAUGGAAACCAGAGAGGCUGAGCUGAAAGGUUUGGGAGCUGACUUUGUGUUUGGGUUUGUCCAAUCAAUGGAUGGAGAGAGGGAUCCUCGCAACCUCCUUUUAGCCUUCCAGAUUGCCAAAAACAUCAUUCUCCGAGGUUAUGAUCUAGGUAAAUUCACAGAGGAGCUGUUUGAAGUGACAUCGUGCUAUUUCCCCAUUGACUUCACCCCACCUCCUAAUGACCCUCACGGCAUCACCAAAGAAGAGCUAAUUCAGGUGCUGAGGGCCGUCCUCACCGGCACUUCAAAGUUUGCUGAGUUUCUGUUACCUCUCAUUAUUGAGAAGCUGGACUCGGAGGUCCAGAGUGCGAAGCUGGACUCGCUGCAUACUCUGACUGGUUGUGUGUCACAAUAUGAGUACAAAGACUUGGCUGAAUUCCUUGAGGGACUGUGGGCGUCGCUGCGCAGAGAGGUGUUUCAAACAUCCAGCGAGAAGAUCGAGUCUGCAGCCCUCGCUGCUCUAACCGCACUCACUUCCUGUCUGUCUCGCUCAGUUCUCAGCUCUGACUCUGACGACUCUCUCAGCAUCUUCCUGGAUCUCAUUCUCAAAGACUGCAAACAUCACCUGUGUGAGCCCGACUUAAAGCUGGUGUGGCCCAGCGCCAAGCUGCUCCAGGCCUCCUGCAGCGGCUCCAACAGGGCGAGCCACAUCAUAACAGCUGCCGUCAUGCCUUCGCUCAUUGAGCAGUACAACAGCAGAACACAGUGUUCCCACAGACGGACGCUGCUGGAGGUGGUGCAGCGAUUCAUUCAGUCAGUAAAAACCUGCCGUUCCUCAGGUAACGAUGAAAGCGUGUUUUCAGCAUACAGAGCGUCUCUGUGCAGCAUGGUGUUCUCCGCUCUCUCUGAGACUAACGCCAGUCUGCAGAUCACUGCCACCUCUGUGCUCACCUCACUGGCACAACAAACCGGUCUGCUGCUGGACUCUGAUAUCGAGCUGGCUGUGGAUCACCUGAUCAGGCUGCUGCUGACUGAGGAGGAUGAGAGCGUCAGUCUUGCUGUGGUGGAGUGUGCGGGGGCUUUAGCCGAGCUGCACCCAGCAGCCUUCAUUACUAAGCUGAUCCCAAGAUUAAAGCAGGAGAUGUUUUUUGACCAAAUGGAAGCUUCUGAGCAACACUCCCAUCAUGCAGUUCGCCAGCAGUGUAUGUCCGCUCUGGCUGCAGUGUCCAUCCAGCCCAGUGUCGUCCAGGCAAGCACACCUGUCCUCCUGGAGGUCCUCAGUUCAGCACACACAGGCUGCGUUAGUUUUUCAGUGGAUGAGGUGGUGCUGGCGUGCCGCUCCCUUCAGAGAAUAGCAGAGCAGGUUCAGGACGGCGAGGAGACGGGACGAUGUUUCCAUGACGUCAUCAUCCCACGCCUGCUGUCUCUGGCCCUGCAGGGAGCACUGCAGGGUGACCGGUCAUCUGAUCAUCGUAGUCCUCUGGUAGAGGAGGUGGUCCUGUCUGCGAUGGUUCCUGUCAUCAGUACUUCCUGCUCCAGGCUGCAGCCCUCGCUGGCAGGCCAGACAGCGUCGAGGGCGGUCUCUCUCUUCCUGAAUGGUGACGUCUCCUUUUUGCCAGACAACUCCUUCCCUUCACACAUCCAGCUUCUUGGGAAACAGGAGGAUUCGUGGAGCCAGUCUCAGCUGGUUUGUCUGCUCAUGGGUUGUGUGUGUUCGUUACCUCGCUCUGUGGAGAUUCCCCACAUAGACCAGUUAUUGUCUCAGCUGGAGGACAUGAGCUGCACCAGCAGCCACCUGCUAUCCUACACAUCUGCUGCAAAGUGCUUCGCUGGCCUGGUCAACAAGAGGCCUCAGGGUGAUUCUCUGAACGGUUUAAUUCAGAGGACAGUGACGAGAGUGUGUAGUGAGCUGGACUGUCCUUCCUCUCCAGUCCGAACUCAGGCCUUCACACUUCUGAUCUGGGUUGCCAAGGCCCUGCUCCUGCGAUACCACCCUCUGUUCACAGCACUGACUGACAAGAUCUUCUCCCUGCUGGAUGACACUGAUCUGGGUCCAAUGGCAGCAGACAGCUUCUUGCUGCUGAUGAGCGACUCUGCUGACGUCCUGAACCGCAGCUGCAACGCUGAUGUUCGCAUCAUGUACCGGCAGCGCUUCUUCAGCGAGAAUUCAGCCAAGCUCGUCCAGGGCUUCAACGCUGCGCCGCAAGAGAAGAAGCCCAACUACCUGAAAGCUCUGUCUAACAUAGUCAACAAGCUGCCAAAGCAGGUUCAAGUAACUGAAUUACCAGCGUUACUUUCUCUGCUGCUGGAGGCUUUGACGUGUCCUGAUCAGGGCGUCCAACUGUCCACUCUGUCCUGUCUAGAGCCCGUCCUCAUCAACCCGCCACAAGUUCUCAUACAGCAGCUGGAGGCUUUAGUUAAGAGGUUGCUGGCCCUCAUAUGCAGUCCAGUCAUGAAUGUACGAAUCGCCUCAAUACGAUGCAUUCAUGCCCUCUCCCACUUCCCUGCACAUGAGGUUUUGCCAUUUCGAGCGCGGGUGCUGCGAACGUUGGCUCAGCCUCUGGAUGACAAGAAGAGGCUGGUGAGGAGAGCAGCGGUUCAGGCCAGAGGAGAGUGGUUCCUCUUGGGAAGUCCUGGAGGCAGGUGAUCUUACACCUCAUAUGCAAGCACAUGCAGAGGAAACUCCAGGAUCAAGUAUUAAAGCUGUGCAGCUCACUCUGCAGCUCUCCAACCACCAUCCUCUUCCAUAUCUACUUCCUCGUUAUGCACACAUGCUUUUGUUUCAACUGAUGGUAUCUUUAUAACCGCACAAAGAAUGGUAAAAACCUGAGUCUAAGGAGUGCAGUCCAAGUUGGAAUAAUGACAUGAGGUUGUCCAGUUCGUCAGCACUGAUGAGAAGUUUUAUCUACAAUCUUAAAAACCUGAAAUCCUCACAGUUCGUUUCAGUUACAGAUCAUUUCAGAUGCUCUCGCUUAAUCAAAUGAUUUAUCAGUUAGAGGCUUUUCCUGCUGUGACCCAUUAACAGACCAGCUUCCUGUUCAUCUACAACAUACCUGUUUCAUAUCAGAAUAGUUACAUGAUCUUUACAAAGAACAUUUAGGUAGCUUAGACAGCAGUUCAGUAUUUAAAAUAUUUAUCAGCUGAUCUUUCAAUUUACUUGAAGAAAAACAGUUUACCAGAUAAAACAUUGAAACAUCCACUUUGACUAUCAGCUCCAGUGGGAAGAAAAAAGGCAACGCCGUUAUUAGUGUGGAAAAAUGGAAAUUUAUCUAUUUCAGAGUGUUAGAAAAUCAACGAGAUCCACUGGAAUGGAUGUGUAGAUGCAGAUGACAGCAGCCAUGAACCCAGCAGACACAGAAGCUUUUUUUUAUGAAUGUUAAACUGCAGUAAACCCAGCAGCAGCUGAUACGGGUGCUGAAUGGGAACAUUUUAAAGUGCCAACUCUCCUCUGGUUGCCCCCAUACUUUUCAUGCAGAUUCACAGACAGUCAAAUUUACUCAAAUCAGCAUUUCUUUAAUGUGCUUUCAGUCUAAAUCACGUAACAGUAAUUUAAACAUUUGCUUUGUAUUCUGUCCAGAUUUAAACCAACAGGUGUGACUGUGCUUCAUAGUUCAUGUUGGUCAUCGCAGCCAAGUUGGUCAGUUUUGGACGUCGUCGCCUUACGCCAAGGAAAUAAAACAAUGUUUAAUAUAACUUAAUGUUCUUUUAAAGUAAGACUGUUUUUUUAUGAUUUAACCUGGAAAUAAAGACAUUUAAAAACCAGA